Oncorhynchus mykiss (rainbow trout) is the source of this 1297-nucleotide messenger RNA. Its product is annotated as THO complex subunit 4-A. Gene Ontology annotation, molecular function: mRNA binding. NCBI's taxonomy places the organism in Eukaryota, Metazoa, Chordata, Actinopteri, Salmoniformes, Salmonidae. The record is from RefSeq and is a predicted model, not a curated record. Gene Ontology annotation, biological process: mRNA export from nucleus. Gene Ontology annotation, cellular component: nucleus.
AGUAAGAAUGCAUUUACGUCACUUCCUACAAUUAUUUUUAAGCCCACUAACGUCACUCAAACAUUAGCUAUUCGCCAUUGAUUAGCACGAGAGAACGCGGCUAGAUUUUGCUAACAAAAACGUAAUUAUUAAAGUUAAUUUUCCAAGUAUUUGGUGUUCUCUAACACGACAAGUGCCACCAUGGCGGAUAAGAUGGAUAUGUCUUUGGAUGACAUUAUUCAACAAAGUAAGAAAGGUGGCGGUGGCCGCGGAAAUCGAGGAGGCCGCAGCCGAGGAUCAACGGGUCGAGGUGGGAGUGGAGGGCGACCCGGUGGCGCUGUCUCUGGAGGCCGGACAGGCGGAUCCGGGCCCAUGAGGAGUCGACAGAACUUCAGCGGAGACAGAAGCGACAGCAGACCCACGCCAUACAGCAGGCCCAGAGAGCUUCCGGACAAAUGGCAACACGACAUGUUCGAAGGUGGCUUUGGCGGUAAUGCUGGUGGUGGCGGGGGAGCAGGCGGUGGUGGUGUAGAGACUGGCGGCAAGCUCCUUGUCUCAAACCUUGACUUCGGUGUCUCUGACGCUGAUAUCCAGGAGUUGUUUGCGGAAUUUGGUACAUUGAAGAAAGCGGCUGUGCACUAUGACCGGUCUGGCCGCAGCCAGGGAACCGCCGACGUCCACUUUGAGAGGAGGGCUGAUGCACUCAAAGCCAUGAAACAGUACAACAAUGUACCCCUCGAUGGCCGCGCCAUGAGCAUUCAGCACGUCACAUCACAAAUCAGAGACGAUAACCAGAGACGACCUUCACAGAGUUCAAACGGAGGCGGUGGUGGAUUCAACAGAGACCGAAUCGGACGCCCCAAUUUCUCAGAAAGGCGGGGAGGCGGAGACAGGCGGGGAGGCAGAGGCCCCAGGGGCAGGGGUAGAGGCGGACGUGGUGGUGGAGGCAAACCGCAGCAGUUGUCUGCUGAAGAGCUGGAUGCCCAGUUGGAUGCUUACAAUGCCAAGAUGGAGACCAGUUAGAAUUCUCAGAAGCACUCAUUUGAAUCCCUCACCUCAUCCCUACCCAUCUUCGUCCUGUCAGAUCUGAAGCUUGUUGACUUUGACCUGAGAAAUUGACCAGAUCUUUUACAUUUACUGUUCUUCGGCAUCAUUUUAAUGUGUGGAUGGAUCUGGCUUUUCUCCCUUUUUAAUAUUAUGAACACUUUUUGUACCAUUAUUUUUGGGAUGAUUGUAGGUUUUUGAGGGGGAGUUUUUUGUUGCCCUUUGCCUCCCCUUCUCCUUGUGCAUAGUUGUAAUAAACCUACAAAACAAACUG